GGGAAAAUUCGGCUGAGGAGGAAGAGCAGCAGCAGCACAAGACAAGAAACACAGACAGCCAUGACAAGGACGAGUGGCCUGCUAUGGAAAACGCCAUGGCGCAUGUCGCAGAACCGCAAGUUCAGACAACGAGAACGACUCCGCGCCGUAGACACAGUCAUCACGACUCUCCACGAUUCACUCGGUGCAGCAGGCGAGACGUGUAAAGCACUGAGUCGAGCGGUAGCGGAAAAUAUACCAGAAUCGGAGAUGCUGCCAAAGAAUAAGUAUACGGUGUUUGCGCGUGGCUCUGAGGGAUACCGGAAGGGCGUACAUAAGGUGCCGAAGUUUACACGGAUUAGUACGCCGAGAGAAGGCCCGCGUGGGUUCUGAGAUGCUUGGCGGGUAUGUGUGUUCUAAUGCAGUUUAUGAAAGCGUAGCAUUCAAAGGUUGAUUGUGCUUCCUGUGGUC
This is a messenger RNA of Protomyces lactucae-debilis, 450 nucleotides long. RefSeq names its product mitochondrial 54S ribosomal protein YmL31. Gene Ontology annotation, cellular component: mitochondrial large ribosomal subunit. The record is from RefSeq and is a predicted model, not a curated record. The transcript is spliced from 2 exons. Gene Ontology annotation, molecular function: structural constituent of ribosome. Bases 61 to 372 code for a protein of 103 amino acids. Lineage: Eukaryota; Fungi; Ascomycota; Taphrinomycetes; Taphrinales; Protomycetaceae.